Lotus japonicus is the source of this 807-nucleotide messenger RNA. RefSeq lists its product as uncharacterized. The coding region runs from base 386 to 739 and encodes 117 amino acids. The record is from RefSeq and is a predicted model, not a curated record. The transcript has 2 exons. Gene Ontology annotation, molecular function: zinc ion binding. NCBI's taxonomy places the organism in Eukaryota, Viridiplantae, Streptophyta, Magnoliopsida, Fabales, Fabaceae.
GUUUCAGAAAUGAGCGAUCGGGGGCCCCCCGUGUUUAAACGUAGCGGUCAGGCACCCCAACGUUUCAAAAACGUGCGAUCCAACCCCUUCUGUUAAGCUCCGUUAGUUGACCAAACAGAGGCCCUUUCAUUAAUUGACGUGGAUUUUGUUUUUUAGUUUAACAUUAAAUUUUCCCAAACGCAUUCCCCCCCCCAAAUCAGAAACACGCGAUUUUGACCCCAAUUUUAACCUAAUUAAAGAAAGGAAGAAGAAGAAGAAGAGAAGGGGAGAAGAAGAAGCUCGAAGAAGAAGGAGAAAGGAAGAGAAGGAGAAAGGAAGAAGCUCGAAAAGAAGAGGGGAAGAAGCGCGAAGAGUAAGAAACGAGGAAGAAGCUUGUUCGAUUCAAAUGUCAAGUGCAAGUGGAAGCUCCAAUACCCAUGGCUCUAUUCGAACAAGGUACUGCGAUUGUGGUGUCGAGUCGAAGCUGGUUACAUGUUGGGUGGGUGAUAAUGCUGGGCGUCGAUUCUACGGUUGUGGCAAAUAUCAUGUUUAUGGGAGGAGGAUGUGCGGAUUUUUCCAGUGGUAUGAUGGGGAGGGCAAUGCACGUGAAAGGAAGGUUAUUUCUGGCCUAAUCCGCAAGAUUGAAGUGCAUAAGAAGAAUGAGAUGUAUUUGACUAGGUGUUGUUUAAUUGGGUGGGGACUUUGUGCAGCUUUGUUGCUUGUCAUUGUAAUGUUGUUGGUGAAAAUUUAUAGGACAUAGGCUAGGAAUGAAAGAGAAUGAUGGAAUGUAAGGAGAAUGAGAAAGACUAUGUUAUGUUUUCUGGGUCC